This is a messenger RNA of Melitaea cinxia (Glanville fritillary), 1566 nucleotides long. RefSeq lists its product as uncharacterized. The transcript has a single exon. Gene Ontology annotation, biological process: DNA integration. The coding region runs from base 1 to 1566 and encodes 521 amino acids. Gene Ontology annotation, molecular function: nucleic acid binding. The record is from RefSeq and is a predicted model, not a curated record. Lineage: Eukaryota; Metazoa; Arthropoda; Insecta; Lepidoptera; Nymphalidae.
AUGUUAGUCCGUAUUUACCCCGUGUCCGCAAUUCCCCCAUCGUCCCCUACUAGCGAUGACGUCACGCUACCCGACAUCAGCCGGUUCUCAUCGUAUAAGAGGCUAAUAAGAGCCACGGCCAUGGUACGAUUAUUCAUCGAGAGACUCAAACAAAAACAGAGAGACAUCCCGUUGCAAGUAGCGCACAUGAAAGACGCCGAAGCGAGGUGGAUACGACAAUCUCAAAAGGAGUCGUUCGGCGAUGAGUUAAACAGGUUAAAAAGAAAACAGCCGCUUCGUAAAAACAGCAAGCUUACGAAGUUGGACCCGGAAACAGAAGACGGCAUCUUAAAAGCGAGAGGACGCAUUGGAGCGUCAACGGUAACAACACACUCCAACCGACCAGUGAUAUUAGACGGCGGGCACUCCUUCACAAGGUUACUGAUAGACAACGGACAUCGGAACGCCGGGCACGCGAAUAACGAGCGCGUAGUAAAUGACCUACGCCAACGGUUCGUUAUAUUUCGCCUGCGACCGACAGUAAGAAAGAUAGCAAAGGGCUGUCAGUUCUGUCGGGUGUACAAAGCGACGCCUAGGCGUCCACCGAAGGGAGACCUACCUGCGGAACGAAUUGAUCCGGGGCACCGCGCAUUUACAUACUGUGGUGUCGACUACUUCGGUCCCUUGACGGUAACCAUCGGAAGGAGGCACGAGAAGAGAUGGUGUGCACUGUUCACAUGCCUAACAACGCGAGCAGUGCACCUAGAGAUCGUACCGUCUCUAUCAACGGACUCGGCAAUUAUGGCGUUGCGACGAAUGGCCGCCAGAAGGGGCUGGCCGCGAGUUAUUUACUCCGACAACGCCACGAAUUUCCGAGGCGCCGACGUCGAGCUGCGAGAUUGUUAUCGAAAAUGGAUCCCCGAGCUCCGGAACUACUGUCUACAAUAUGAGACAGAAUGGCGAUUCAUACCACCGGGGGCGCCACACAUGGGAGGCGCAUGGGAACGAUUGGUGCGCUCUGUUAAAGCGGCGCUCAGUACAACGCUGAAGGAGAAAUCUCCGAAGGAGGAAGUGCUUCAGACACUACUCACGGAAGCAGAGUACAGCAUAAAUGCGAGGCCGCUGACGCACGUUCCAGUAGACUACGAAGAAGAAGAAGCCUUAACUCCAAAUCACUUCUUAAUGGGGUCGUCGACAGGCCUGCCUAGGACGGGGCCGUGUACCGAAGCGGAUCGCAGCACAUGGCGGCGAUCACAGGCGAUGGCGGACCAGUUCUGGAGACGAUGGCUCAGGGAGUACCUGCCGACACUCAUACCAAGAGGGCAAUCGAGGAUGGAGGGACCGCAGCUGCAGCCGAACGACCUCGUCAUGAUCGUCGACGGCACGCUGCCACGCAACACAUGGCCCAGGGGGAUCAUCGUACGAGUGUAUCCGGGACCAGACGGCGUCGUCCGAGCGGCCGACGUGCGAACCAAGGGAGGUGUGUUCCGGAGACCUGCAACGAAGAUCGCCGUCCUGCUGAGGGGAGAGGCUGCGAAGAGUCUACGCCGGGGGGAGAAUGUUACGGACGGCUUACGUCACAAUUGA